AUGGCGGAUAACGAUUUUAAAGAAGAGCGCGAUGAUAGGCGCGAGGACCGACGUGACGACAGACGCGAUCGUGGUGGUUAUCGAGGGAACAACAAGCGCCGCCGUGACGAUGACAACGACAACUACUACCGCGGUGACGAUCGCCGUGGGCCCCAGAGACGCCGCCACGAUGACGGUCCCCGUCGCCGAUACGAGGAACCCCCAUUCCCAAAACUGAGGAGAUUGCUUCUCAACAUUGCCAGCUCCACCAAGCUACCGCAAGAUGAAGCCAUUGAAAUCGCAAAGUACUUUGGAGAGCACUUUGACGACGAGCGUCUCCGCUCAGACUUCUUCGAUGUCCUAGUCCAGCUUAUUGUCGAGCAACCAUUCAAGAUUCCAUUUGUUGCAGCCGUUGCCUACUACGCAAACGACGUCAAGCCAGAAAUUACAAUCGAGGCCAUGAAGCGCGUUUCGGACCGGGCACAGGCGGCUCUCAACGCUGGAGAGUGGAAAGAGUUCAAACUGCUUCUCAGGUUUUUUGCCUGUCUGCAGUCGCUGUAUGAGGAUGACGGCGUCUUUACCUUCCUUAGUCAGCUCUUCGACACGGUUGUAGACCUGCAGAGUGCUAACGAGAACGAUGUUGUCGGUAUCGAACUCGUCAAGAUCAUCCUCCUUACCAUCCCUUACGCACUCGUAGCUGGAGGAGAGCGCUUCCACGAGCAAGCAAGGCAACUGCUGAAGAACACAGGCAUCGUGGCAAGCAACAUGGUUCCCAUCGAAAGCCUUAUCCACUCGUACGUUGGCGAUUUCGAGUCGAAGCCAGUCAGCUACAACAGCGUCAUUGGCCUCCUUCAGGCGCAGCUUUCGGCUGAAGCGGAUUCUGGAUUCGAGCUCAGGUGCAUUCCACGCGUUGACCCCGAGGCACUACGUAUCAUGAACGCCAAGGAAGAAGACGCUUUGCCUACAGCUCCUCAGACGCACACUUUCCCCACAUUCACUAUUCCAUCUCCCGUCAACCCUGGCCCAAGGCCUGUCUUUCCCGAGGCCUACUUUUCCCUCUUCGCCGACCAGGAAGUCGAUACCGUACCUAAGACCACUGACAUUGCGUCAUCUCUUGUACGCGAUGCUAUCGUUGACACCAUCAACCAACUUGACUUCAACCGAGAGAUGGUUGCCAAGUUCCUCGUCGAUGUGGACUGCUACUGGUCUGUCGACAUUUUCGCUAAGCGUGGCUCGCCCUUUGACAAGUUCCGCGAGCUGGUCGGCGACAAGAUCCAGUACAAGUCUGAAGAUAUGAUCAUCGAUGCCAUCUUCUCACAACUGUUCAAGCUGCCGAGCGCCGAACACAAGCUUGUCUACUACCACUCACUCAUUACUCAGUGCUGCAAAGUUGCACCCGCUGCCAUUGCACCGUCACUUGGAAGGGCCAUCCGUACGAUUUAUAAGAAUCUGCCCAUGAUGGAUCUUGAGCUGGGCUAUAGGUUUCUCGACUGGUUCUCGCACCAUCUCAGCAACUUUGAGUUCCGAUGGAGGUGGACUGAAUGGCUUGAGGAUCUCGAGCUUUCGAAUCUGCACCCAAAAAAGGCAUUCAUUCUUGCUACCUUGGAUAAGGAAAUCAGAUUGUCGUUUGCAAAGCGCAUUCGUUCGACUCUGCCAGAUCCUAUGCACUCUUUGAUUCCCGAGCGCCUAGACGCGGACAACAGUCCCGAUUUCAAAUACGACAACCCAGAUACCCCAUACGCUGUUGAGGGUCAGACCUUGCUCAACCAGCUGAGGAAGAAGGCUACGGCAGAAGAAGUGCAAGUCACAAUUGAUAGCAUUCAUGAGAAGGCUGUUGCACAAGGUGUUGGAGAAGUUCUCGUACCUUCAACUGAUGCUUUUGUCACCGCCAUCUGCCGUCUGGGUGCCAAGUCGCUGUCCCACGUUCUGUCUUGCAUUGAGCGAGGCAAGGAUCGUCUUUUGGAAAUUUCUCAAAACGAGACGGCACGUCGUCAGAUUGUAGCGAGUGUGGUUGAGUACUGGAAAGACCAGCCAGGUGUCGCCGUCCGUAUUAUUGACAUCCUGCUCAACUAUACCAUUCUUGCGCCAAUGACGGUUGUGCAAUGGGUGUUUGGUAGCCACAUGGGCGCCGGAGAGGCUUUGACUGAGAGCUGGGUUUUCGAGAUGGUGUCCAACACAGUCGCCAAGGUCACCAACCGCAACCGCCAGAUCGCAUCCGCCCGUCUUCAAAAGGGUCUUCCGCAGGAGCAGAUUGAGAUGGUGGAAGCUACACUAGCCAAGGACAGAGACAACGCCCGGGAACUGUUCAAGUACAUUGAGGACUCUACACGCGGCGUCGCAGAGGGUUCUGCCGACACAAUGCUCGAGAAGUCUUCCAGCGGCGCGUUGACUGAAGAGGAGGUUGAACUUAUCAAGGCCUGGGGUAAGCGUUGGCACACUGUCUUCAUCCGCAAGGCUCAGGUUGAAGAGUCCGUCGUCGGAGAAGAGGCUGUCGAAGCUAGGAUUAAGCUUCUUGCUUCUGAGCCUGACCCGGUUCCUGAAAGCAUGGAGCAGGAUGGUGAAGGUGUCGCGGAUGCCACCAAUGAUGACGUGAAGAUGUCUGUUCCCUAG
Molecule: messenger RNA, 2589 nt
Organism: Bipolaris oryzae ATCC 44560
Lineage: Eukaryota; Fungi; Ascomycota; Dothideomycetes; Pleosporales; Pleosporaceae
Exons: 6
Coding region: 1-2589 (862 amino acids)
Biological process (GO): nuclear-transcribed mRNA catabolic process, nonsense-mediated decay; mRNA export from nucleus
Cellular component (GO): nucleus; nuclear cap binding complex
Molecular function (GO): mRNA binding; RNA cap binding
Source: RefSeq, a predicted model, not a curated record